This is a messenger RNA of Empidonax traillii (willow flycatcher), 2233 nucleotides long. It is a transcript of the gene LTA4H, whose product is annotated as leukotriene A4 hydrolase. Gene Ontology annotation, molecular function: leukotriene-A4 hydrolase activity; zinc ion binding; aminopeptidase activity. The transcript has 19 exons. Lineage: Eukaryota; Metazoa; Chordata; Aves; Passeriformes; Tyrannidae. The record is from RefSeq and is a predicted model, not a curated record. Gene Ontology annotation, biological process: peptide catabolic process; leukotriene biosynthetic process; proteolysis. Gene Ontology annotation, cellular component: cytosol; nucleus. Bases 25 to 1848 code for a protein of 607 amino acids.
GGGCUGGCAGACGGCGCGCGAGCGAUGGCGGACCCGAGCUCGUUCUCGUCGCCCGCGUGCUGCCUCACGCGGCACCUCCACCUGCGCUGCCGCGCCGACUUCGGCGCGCGGGCGCUGCGGGGCACGGCCGCUCUCACCGCGCGCGCCGAGCGCGAGGCGCUGCGCUGCCUGGUUUUGGAUACAAGAGAUGUACAGGUAUUUAAAGUGACCGUAAAUGGACAGGAUGCACAAUUUGCUUUUGGGGAAAAGCACAGUUUCAAGGGGACCCCCCUGGAAAUCACGUUUCCUAAGGAACUAAGAAGGGGACAAGAAGCAAUUGUUGAAAUCUCUUUUGAAAGCUCUCCAAAGUCUUCAGCUCUCCAGUGGUUUACUCCAGAGCAAACUUCUGGAAAGAAACAUCCAUUUCUCUUCAGCCAGUGUCAGGCUAUCCACUGCAGAGCCAUCUUUCCAUGCCAGGACACACCUGCCGUGAAACUAACCUACUAUGCAGAGAUAUCCGUUCCGAAAGAGCUGGUGGCUCUCAUGAGCGCUAAUCGUGAUGGAGAGAUGCCUGACCCAGAGGACAGCAGUCGAAAGAUAUACCGUUUCAGUCAGAAUGUUCCCAUACCUUGCUACUUGUUUGCUUUAGUGGUUGGAGCUUUAGAAAGCAGAAAGAUUGGCCCAAGGACACUGGUGUGGGCUGAAAAGGAGCUAGUGGAUAAAUCAGCCUAUGAAUUUUCUGAGGCUGAAGCAAUGCUGAAAACAGCAGAAGAUUUAGCAGGACCUUAUGUAUGGGGACAGUAUGACUUGUUAGUCUUACCACCUUCUUUUCCUUAUGGUGGUAUGGAGAAUCCUUGUCUUACUUUUGUAACUCCAACACUAUUGGCAGGUGAUCGCUCUCUGUCAAAUGUUAUUGCUCAUGAAAUCUCUCAUAGCUGGACAGGAAACUUGGUAACCAACAAAACAUGGCAGCAUUUUUGGCUGAAUGAGGGUCAUACUGUAUACUUGGAACGUAGGAUCGGUGGUCGGUUGUUUGGCGAGCAGUUCAGGCACUUUCAAGCCCUAGGAGGUUGGAGAGAACUGCAGAAUACGAUAAAUACUCUUGGAGAUAAAAAUCCUGUAACAAACCUUGUCCUUGAUCUGGAUGUAGAUCCUGAUGUUGCCUUUUCAUCUGUUCCAUAUGAGAAAGGCUUUGCUUUGCUUUUUUACCUUGAACAACUUCUUGGAGGACCAGAUGUCUUCAUGGGCUUCUUGAAGGCUUACGUUCAGCAGUUUGCUUAUAAAAGCAUAGUAACGGAGGACUGGAAGAAGUUCUUGUACUCCUACUUCAAGGAUAAGGUAGAUAUUCUUGAUAAAGUUGAUUGGAACUCAUGGUUUCAUGCUCCAGGAAUGCCACCAGUGAAACCUACGUAUGAUAUGACACUAGCAAAUGCUUGCGUUGCCUUGAGCCAAAGAUGGAUUGAAGCAAAAGAAAGUGACUUGGGGUCAUUCAGCUCAGCAGACCUGAAGGAAAUGUCAUCUCAUCAGUUAAUUGAGUUCCUGGCACUGUUGCUUCUGGAGGCACCUCUUCCAUUGUCACAUGUCAAACGCAUGCAGGAAGUCUAUGACUUCAAUGCUAUACACAAUUCUGAAAUAAGAUUCAGAUGGCUGCGUCUCUGUAUCAGGUCCAAGUGGGAAGAAGCUAUUCCUCUGGCUCUAAAAAUGGCAACAGAUCAGGGCAGGAUGAAGUUUACUCGACCCUUGUUCAGGGACCUUUACAGUUUUGACAAGAGUCGAGAUCUGGCUGUCAAGACAUUUCUGGAGCAUAGACCCUCCAUGCACCCGGUCACUUCAAUGCUUGUGGGAAAAGACUUGAAGCAGGAUCAGUGAAAUAUUCUUGUUGCUGAAAGAAGAGACUGCCCAAACUGUUGAUAUGUGUGAUUGAUUAUGCCAUUAAAUGCUCUGCUGCUGUGGUGCUGAUGUAGCUUAAAAUUAAUUUUCCAAAUCAAAUUCAGUACUUUCUAUUUUUCAUUUCCAAGUAAAGCAGCAAAAUUGCUACAUCUCUGGAACUGGAAGGAUGUUUUUGUUACAAGCAAGUUUUAGCACACACAGAAACUGUUCUGAGAUGUCAGUCAUUUGUCGGUGAUAGAAUUGAAAAACAUGAAAAAUUAAUUGGUGGAUGGUAUGACUCUUUGUGCACAGCAUUCUUUUCCAUAGCACGGUGGUUGAAACUUCAAGUAUCUAAAGACUACAAAAUAAAUCCUUUCAUUCCCUA